AAGGACCUGCAGCAUCGCCUUGAUGAAGCUGAGAAUCUGGCCAUGAAGGGCGGCAAGAAGCAGCUCCAGAAACUGGAGGCUAGGGUUCGAGAAUUGGAGGCUGAAUUUGAUGCUGAACAGAGGCGAGCUGCUGAUGCUGUCAAGGGAGUGCGAAAAUAUGAAAGACGAGUAAAGGAGCUCACUUAUCAGACUGAGGAGGACAAGAAGAAUAUUGCCCGACUUCAGGAUCUGGUGGACAAACUGCAGCUGAAAGUGAAAUCCUACAAGAGGCAGUCUGAGGAGGCUGAGGAGCAGGCCAACACUCACUUGUCCAGGUACAGGAAGGUGCAGCAUGAGAUGGAGGAAGCUCAGGAGCGAGCUGACAUUGCCGAGUCUCAGGUCAACAAGCUGAGGGUAAAGAGUCGUGAAAUUGUCAAGACCAAGGAUGCAGAAGAGUGAGGAAGAAAUUAAGGUUUUACAGUAACAAGAAGUCAUAUAAUAUGAGUAUCGUGUUACUUGUUCACUCUAGCAUGUUAAGCAUGCUGUGAUAACAAAAGUCAAUAAAAGUAGAUAGUUUGUGGCA
Messenger RNA from Micropterus dolomieu (smallmouth bass), 562 nucleotides. RefSeq names its product myosin-7-like. Bases 43 to 438 code for a protein of 131 amino acids. Gene Ontology annotation, cellular component: myosin complex. The record is from RefSeq and is a predicted model, not a curated record. The transcript is spliced from 5 exons. Lineage: Eukaryota; Metazoa; Chordata; Actinopteri; Centrarchiformes; Centrarchidae.